AGAGGUGAACACAAUCCCCGCGCCUUCUGUUCCCGGCAUGCCUCGAAGUGAGCGUGCGCGCGCGGCGGGAGUGUGCGUGAGGAGGAGAGCGAGCGCUCCCUUAUGUGUGUGCGCUGCACUUGUUGUUGUGAGCAGUGUGGCGGAUGCUUAAGAAAACAAACUCUCCUGUAAAAAAGAGAAGAGGGUAGGAUGAGGAAUAAACGAUUCGAAGCUGAAAUUAUGUGAUGUUGCUUUAAAAAUGACAGAGAUUAUUCAUCCUGCAUUUGGCUGUAUCUGCUCCAUGACAUACCAGGCAUGACCCUCUUACAGCACAGAUAAACCUGCGUCCUCCAGAUUUUAACCAUCUCCAUUUAUCACUCCAGCCACAGAACAAAAGAUGGAAGAAAUCGAUUCUGUGAGAUUCAAGCCCUUGCUAGAAGAUUCAAAUGUCCCGUCAACAUACUCUGCUGACACCAUCAAUAUUGAUGAUGGGCGUUAUAAUGCACUACGUGAAGAUCUGGAAGCAGAUGCUCGGGACUUUGAGGCUCCCACCUGGAGUUCAACUGUUGACCAGCAAUAUUUAAAAGAGUAUUCCAAAGAGGACAUUAAAAGACAAGACGUAAUACAUGAGCUAAUUCAGACAGAAAUAAACCAUGUGCGGACGCUAAAGGUGGUUUUGGGUGUAUAUGUACGGGAACUACGCGAGACCCUGCAAAUGGAUGAGAUGCAGCUGGAAAGACUGUUUCCACAGGUGGAUAACUUGCUGCAAAUGCAUCAGCUUUUCCUCAACCGCCUUAAACAGCGAAGAAUCGAUUCUUUGGAGCCAGGCAGUACCCAGAAUUACUGCAUCCACAGUAUUGGAGACAUUUUUAUCGCACAGUUUUCAGGUGAAAUAAGAGACAGACUGCAGUACUGCUAUGGAGUGUUCUGCAGUCACCACACCGAUGCAGUCAACUUCUUCAAAGACUUGAUGCAAAACAGCAAGAAAUUCCAGAAUUUUAUACGAAAAAUAUGUCAGCUGUCUAUCGUGCGGAGAUUAGGAAUACCAGAGAUAAUUCUUCUUAUAACACAGCGCAUCACAAAGUAUCCAGUUUUAUUUGAACAUGUUAUUAAAUACACCGAAGUUGACUCAGAGGAGCAUAGGAACCUGGUACACGGUCUGGUACUGCUGAAAGACACUAUCUCAAACGUAAAUACCCACGUUGAUGAGUUUGAGAAAGCGGCACGGCUGAGGGACUUGAGCAGUAAGCUGGAGCCCAAGUCCCAGGUCAAGACGACCCACGGGAGAGUGUUCCGCAGAGAGGACAUGCUGCAGGGCGAGAGGAGGCUGCUUCAUGAGGGUGUUCUCAACUGGAGGCUAACGUCUAACAAAAGCAAAGAUGUCCUUGUCUUGCUGUUGUCGGAUGUUUUGUUGCUGUUACUGGAGAAAGAUCAGCGACUUACCUUUGCCUCUCUGGAUGGCAAGCCUGCGGUGAUCUCACUGCUGAAGCUUAUCGUGCGUGAAGUGGCUCACGAUGAGAAGGCCUUAUUUCUGAUCUCAGCCUCCUCAGACAAUCCAGGAAUGUAUGAGUUUCACACCUCCUCCGGAGAGGAGCGCAAAACCUGGAGAGACCAAAUCUGGAAGGCUGUGGAACGAUGUCCUGAAGAGGAGAAGGAGGAGCCAGAAGAACUGCCUGAGAGGAUCUGGAACUUUCAAAGGGAGCUUUGUAUGUGUGAUGCCUUGAUAGAGCAGCUCCUUACAGAGAAGCAGAGUUUAUUCUCCAGCUUCACGGCCUAUGGGAUAGGUGUUACAGACAUCUCACAGAGUGAACGCCAUUUGCUGCGUGGGAUUGUUGCAGAGCCCCUGCAGGGAGAACAACUCCUUGCUGAAGCCGUAAAAGAUGUGGAGAUUUUCCAGAACAUGCUGAUAACAUGUGAGCAGGGGCAAACUCCAUUUGGUGAGGGGAUGGAUCUGGUCCCACUAUCCAAGAGACCGGGUUCUUUCACAGGCUUUGACAGUGAUGCCUGCAUGCAGCCAGGAAAUGGUAUUGGGAGUUUAAUGGAAAGACGGAGAGACAGAAGUCAGUGGGCCAACUCGGACCCUGAUGAAAACCUGGAGCUGUCGGCAGAUAAGGAGAUAGUUCCACGAAGCUGUAGUGCAUAUCCUUCAUACUUUCCUAAAGCAGAGGGCAAAUCACUCCACGCCUUCCCUCCUCAGUCCAUCUUCCAGCAGCUAGAGAGCCACAUAGAGGUACAGCGCGCCACGAUUGAGGAGCUGAUGUCCCGACCCCGGGGAAAUACUCUCCUGGAGAAGGAAAAGCAACGGAACAUGGAAAAGCAGCGUGAAGAGCUGGCCAACUUCCAGCGGCUCCAGAAUCAGCACCGACAGGAGCAGGUGCAAUGGGAGCAGGAAAGAGAGCAGCAGAGGGUGCAGGCGGAGGUCAGGGAGAUGGAGCUGAGGGACAGAGAGCUGGAAUGCAGCAAACAGGAGAAAAAGCUGGCAGAGGAUAAACAGGAACUGGCCAGGUGUAAAUCAGAAUACCAGAAGGAUCUGGAGCGCCUCAGAGACUCAAUGCGCUCUGUGCAGAAAGAUAGAGAAAAGGUGGAGAAGGAACGAGAGAAGCUGGAGAAGGACAGAGAAAGGCUGGAACAGCUGGAGAAGAAGUAUAAGAAGAAUGAGAAUGUUCUAAACACUGCAACCUUUCCCAUGGAGAAUGAACAGAUACCGCUACCUCCACCUUACCCCAUUUUGAAUGUGGUUACUCCCGACUUCGAUGAGAGGCCUCCUCUGGUACCGCCACGCAAGGAGAGCAUCGCCAACCUUUCUGUUAAACCCGAAGUGCCCAUCCACCUCUUUAGCACCACCAACCAAUACCACAAAGCCAGCUCUGUCCAACAGAAGAUCCCCACCAAGCUGGCUGCCCAACCUAAAGGCAAAGAGAAGCACAGCAAGCCCAGGAACUCCCACCAGCGCACCAAGAGCGCAGCUGGCAUAGAGGUAUCUCAGUUACUUCCCAUCAAAGUUUCAGGGAAGGAAGGAGGCAGUUUAAGAGCCAUGAGAUCCAACAGUCCCCACCAGCUCCAUCCCACCAUUCAUACGCAUCCAGAGAAGUUAUCCAACUCCGGACCCUCUCAUUCAGGAAACAUCACCAGGAAACACAACCACAAUCAAAACACACACAGUACCCAUCAACUACACAAUGUAUGGAAUGCGUUGUGUAAAUUUAUUUUUGGAGUUUUUCUCCAGUUUCUAGCUUCUCUGUGUUGA
Cyprinus carpio (common carp) is the source of this 3226-nucleotide messenger RNA. It is a transcript of the gene arhgef18a, whose product is annotated as rho guanine nucleotide exchange factor 18-like. Gene Ontology annotation, molecular function: guanyl-nucleotide exchange factor activity. The record is from RefSeq and is a predicted model, not a curated record. Gene Ontology annotation, biological process: regulation of Rho protein signal transduction. Bases 377 to 3226 code for a protein of 949 amino acids. The transcript has 21 exons. Lineage: Eukaryota; Metazoa; Chordata; Actinopteri; Cypriniformes; Cyprinidae. Gene Ontology annotation, cellular component: plasma membrane.